GAGAUUUCAUUCUGAAUUUCCAUUUUCUUUUUCGAACGAAAACGAAACCACAUGCGGUGAUACUUCUCCACCUGUCUCUUCCCUACCCUACCUACCUCUUCAAAAUCCCAUUUCCGAUUGACUUCUUCUUCUUCUUCUUCUUCCUUUCUGAAAUCCCAGAUGUCCCACAGACCACUAGACUCACGGCGCGCCAUAGACUCCUGCACCUUCCAGCUCCACAGCUGGAAACCAUUCCACCUCCCAUACUCCACUAAAACCCUACCACUAGACUCCGCCGAUUCCUCUCCUAAACCCUACCAGUACUCCACCGCCAACGGGGCCCACAGCAAGCGCCCCUGCCUCUCCGAUCGUGCCACGACCUCCUUCUCCAUCGACAUCUCCAGGCUCAGCCUGAUCGAUGACGACCGAUCCGUCUCCUCCGGCCUCCGGUUCAUCGACCGGAAGAGGCGGCGGCGGAGGGGCGGGUCGAGGUCCGUGUCGGGCCGGAGCAGCGACCGGAGUGGGACCCAGCGCCGGUGCUGCUCCGUCGGGGCGGCUAACGGCACGUGCUCGGAUUUCCCGGUGGCGGCGGGGGGGACGGAUUCAAGCGGGGAGUUGUUUUUGAACGGUGGGGGGGAGGGGAAUUGGGCGUCGGAUGUGAGCGAGGCAGCGGGCAAGGGUUCGAGGAGAGAGAGGGAGGAGAGAGAGAGUUUGGGUGGUGGUGGUGGGAUUGGGGUGGGGCAAAUUGGUAAUUUUGAUAGUAUGGGGAAUGAGUCAGGGUAUGGGAGUGAACCGGGGUAUAGAGGGGAUGCGGAGUUGGGAGAUGGGGAUGAGGUGGAUGAAGAGGAGGAGGAUCAAAGGCUCUUGUUUUGGGGUCAAAAUAUUGGAGGUACAGAUUCUAAUAUGGAGAUGGUUGGUGAGAACACACUGCAAAAAACCCAUCAUAGAUGCCGUCGUAAGAAAAAUGAUGUGAGAAUGGUUGAUCCACUUCGUUAAAAGACUGUUGGCAAGUAUUUCAUGGCAAGGUUUGAUGGUUCCUGGAUUUGCCAUCAGUCAUAUAACGCAGUAAUCCAUUUGAUCCUGCUGGGCAGCAUUUUAGUAUUCGCUUUGUUGGGAGCUCAUUGAAUACUUGGUGAGUUGUGCCACUAUGUUGUAAAAAUAUAUGAAGAUCCUUUUUGUUUUGACUUUGUUUGGCUGGUGGUUGAGAAACUUGAUAACUUAUCAAAGGUGUAAAGCUCUGUAUUUGGUUGGGAUGGGUAUAAUGGGUUUGUGUGAACAAGUGACAUUUGACAGAGCUCAAUAGAGGAAAAAGAUUCAUAUAGCCGACCCCAAAUGAUUGGGACAUAAAGUUUGGUUUGGGUGUCGAUUUUCCUCAGUGUUUAAGAAAUUGGUGGAAAGGAGAUUCCAUGCUUGUUUUACCUUCGUUAUAAAGGGAUUUAUUUCUAUAAUGUUCUUGAUGUGC
This is a messenger RNA of Rhododendron vialii, 1441 nucleotides long. RefSeq lists its product as uncharacterized. Lineage: Eukaryota; Viridiplantae; Streptophyta; Magnoliopsida; Ericales; Ericaceae. Bases 160 to 975 code for a protein of 271 amino acids. The transcript is spliced from 2 exons. The record is from RefSeq and is a predicted model, not a curated record.